This is a messenger RNA of Macaca mulatta (Rhesus monkey), 3473 nucleotides long. The record is from RefSeq and is a predicted model, not a curated record. Lineage: Eukaryota; Metazoa; Chordata; Mammalia; Primates; Cercopithecidae.
GGCGCGGUCGCUAGGGAAACCAGAGGACGCCCGGUAGCCGCCCCCACCGCCCCCGCCCCAGGCAAGGCUGGUCGGCGCCGCGGAAAGCAGCCUCGGGGAAGCAGGAGGAAGAGGGGCAGGUUUAGGGAGCGAAGAAGCGAGAGGAGGACGAAGAAGAGGCGCUUAGGCCAGUCCCCGCGCAAUUAAUGGGCAGCUCCUGCGCCGUGGACCGGCCCGCCCGCCCUGCCCCUCGACCCCUUUAGCCCCGGCAGGGGAGGAAGGGCAGACCCCCAGCACAGAUUUGGCACAAGACAUUAUCACCAGAAAGACUUAAAACAGAAGCGUGCAUGACCAUGAGUGGAUUUUAAAUUAAGAAGCAGUUCAAAGGUCGGGGAUUAGGAAUCAUGUUGCAUGACGCAAGGGACAGGCAGAAGUUCUUCAGCGAUGUUCAGUAUCUGCGGGACAUGCAGCAUAAGGUGGACUCUGAGUAUCAGGCUUGUCUGAGACGACAGGAAUAUAGAAGAGACCCAAAUGAGAAGAAACGUGAUCAGUUUUGGGGGCAAGAGACAAGUUUUGAGAGAUCCCGGUUUUCUAGCAGGUCAUCUUCCAAACAGAGUUCUAGUGAAGAGGAUCCUCUAACUGAACCAAGGUCGUCUACCAAGAUAUCUGCGUUUAAGUGUGACUCCAAACUUCCAGCAAUUGACCAAACAUCAGUCAAGCAGAAACAUAAAAGUACCAUGACUGCAAGGAAAGCAGACAAAGCGGACCCCAGCGAACCCUCUCCAGCAGAUGAAGCACCAAUGGUUUUAUUAAGGAAGAGGAAGCCAAACCUGAGGAGAUUUACAGUCAGCCCAGAAUUGCACAGCCCGAGAGCGUCUGAGGACAGAAGCAGACAGAAACCGCAGUGGCCUGCAAAGGUGCCAGCUCCCAGGAGAGCAGAUCAAGUAGUUCAACAAGGAGACCUGAUGUGUAACACUAAGCUGAAGAAGCCAACUCGAGAGAGAAGAAACUUGGUCCCAUCGUCACAGCCAGUGAUUGAGAACCCCCCUGAUAGACGCAAAAAAGGAGACCCGAGUGCUCCUUCCCAGAGUGAGCUGCAUCCAGCCCUGCCCCAGGCCUUCCAAGGAACAAAUAGUCCUCAAGUAUUGAGUGAGUUCUUGGGGCCACCACUCACACCCACCACCAUAGGAGGGCCAAGAAGGGCAUCAUUUAGGUUCCGAGAUGAAGACUUUUAUUCCAUUUUGUCACUGAACAGCGGAAGAGAAAGCGAUGACACUGAAGAGGAAAGCCAGGCUGAAGAAGGUCUGUGGGUUGGUAUGCAUUCACCCCGUUCUCCCUCCCAUCACAAAAGAAGUAGAUUUGGAGGGACAUCGACCCCUCAGGCCAAAAAUAACAAUUUUGUAGAAAAUGCUGAAAAUUGCAGAGGUCAUUCUUCAAGAAGAAGUGAGCCCAGACAUGGCUCAUUGAGAAUAAGGAAUGCAAUGGAGCCAGCAACAGAAUGGCCUUCUGCUGGGCAAAAGUUGUCCCAAGACUCCAGACUGCCUGAUAGGGAAUCUGCUAAAGAGAAGGACAGAGGUGGCAGUGAACAUGCGAAAAAGAGCCCCCUUUCAUGGGAUACCAAAUACGAGCCCAGACAAGAGGAUGGUGUCAAUGCUGAAAAUGCAUGGAGUGACUGUAUUUCUGUGGAGCAUAGGCCUGGCACCCAUGAUUCUGAAGGAUACUGGCAAGACUAUUUAAGCAGUUCUCAAAAUUCUCUUGACUACUUUCUUUCUGGCAGACCAACAUCUCCAGGAUCAUCAGUGAAUUCAUCCUAUAACUCUGCUGUAUCAUUCAUGCAUUCUGCUCUGGGAGAUGAUAUUCCGGUAGACUUGUCAAUGUCAUCGACUUCAAUUCACAGCUCAGACUCAGAGGGAAACUCAAGGUUUCAUGUUUGCCGACCACUGUCUCCCAUUAGAAAUAGGAAUCCAUCUGCCAGUGCCGAAAACCACAAUUACUUCCCAGUAAACAGUGCACACGAAUUUGCUGUCAGGGAAGCAGAAGAUAUUACUUUAACAAGUCAACCUCAGGGGGCUCCAUUAUAUACAGAUCUCUUACUAAAUCCACAGGGCAGUUUGUCCUUAGUGGAUUCUUCCAACUCCUCUCCAUCAAGAAUAAACUCAGAAGGCUAUUUUCGUGUGUCUGAGUCCCUGCAAGAAAAUAUACCAUUUACUUUCUUUGCAGUGUCUGAUUUCCCAAAUCAAAAUGAGAAUGGGAACAGGAUGGCAGCCUUUGGUUUCACAGAUGAAAAGGAAACCAGUAAGAUAAAGGCAGACCCUGAGAAACUCAAGAAAUUGCAAGAAAGUCUCCUGGAGGAGGACUCCGAGGAGGAGGGAGACUUGUGUCGCAUCUGUCAGAUAGCCGGGGGUUCCCCAAGCAACCCCCUCCUGGAGCCUUGUGGCUGUGUGGGAAGCCUGCGGUUUGUUCAUCAAGAGUGCCUGAAAAAGUGGCUGAAAGUGAAAAUAACAUCAGGAGCAGAUCUUGGUGCCGUGAAGACCUGUGAGAUGUGUAAGCAAGGCCUGCUGGUUGACCUGGGUGACUUUAACAUGAUUGAGUUCUACCAGAAGCACCAGCAAUCUCAGGCACAAAACGAGCUGAUGAAUUCAGGCUUGUACCUGGUGCUGCUGCUUCACCUCUAUGAGCAGAGGUUUGCAGAACUCAUGAGGCUCAAUCACAACCAGGUGGAAAGAGAGAGGGACAGACCUCCAGCCCAGCUCUUCGGGGACACGUGCCAAUGCUUCUGAGGCCUCGCUUUUCAUCCAAUCAGAUUGUGCCCUUUGCAAUCAGUGUUCCCACUUCUUUGGGAGACUGGUGGCAAACCUGCUUCCAUUACUGCUCUCAUCAAUGGAUCCACUGUGGGGAUGAUGUUGACCCAGAAUCCUGAAGGGUUUGGCAGAUGGGCAAGGAGAGGUGUGAUGGGAGUAUUCCAUGCAGAGGGAAAUGGAAACGCACAGACAUGGAAAGACCUGCAUGUUUGGGGAAAGUCAGGGAGGUGUGUGGCCGGGAAGGGCAGAGAAAGAGCCUAAGGUGCAGGCAGGGAGCGGGAAGGGUUUGUGAGUGGCUCUGGAGGCCAUGGAACAGUUUCCAGCCUGGGAUUGGCAGGCCAGGAGAUGUGGGUUUUGCGGGGAGAACUUGGGCAGCCACACUGGAGGGGGAAGAAAACCGCUGGGAGGCUGCUGCAAUGGCACGGGGUAAUAAGGGGGACCGCGUGGGGAGCAUCGGACAUGGGAAGGACGGGUGGGUGUGGGGUGAGGGACAGGCUGGCAGAAGCACCGAAUGCUCGCCUCUGCAAGUGGCCAGCAGGAAGCUGGCCUUUCCUCCCUUCAGGUGCUUGUUGGGGAGCAUCUCCAGAGAAGACAGGACCCACCAGCCUCACCCGACCCCACCUUCGAGGUGAAGCUAAAGGGCCUUGCCUUCCCUCUCCUCCUUCCCUUUCAGCCCCCACACGGAGCACUCCA